This is a messenger RNA of Cordyceps fumosorosea ARSEF 2679, 573 nucleotides long. Its product is annotated as phospholipase A2. The transcript is spliced from 2 exons. Bases 1 to 573 code for a protein of 190 amino acids. Gene Ontology annotation, molecular function: A2-type glycerophospholipase activity. The record is from RefSeq and is a predicted model, not a curated record. NCBI's taxonomy places the organism in Eukaryota, Fungi, Ascomycota, Sordariomycetes, Hypocreales, Cordycipitaceae. Gene Ontology annotation, biological process: arachidonate secretion; phospholipid metabolic process.
AUGAAGCUCGCCUGCCUCGUCUCCCUCCCCGCGGCUCUCGCCGCCCCCAUCAGUCUCUCCCCCCACGAGACCUCGACGCAGAUCACGGACCGCUACCUGUUCUUCACGACGCUGCCCAGCUUCCUCGAGUUUCGCGCGCAGUCGAACCCCCAGACGCUCGACUGGUCCUCGGACGGCUGCACCUCGUCGCCCGACAACCCCUUCGGCUUCCCCUUCGAGCCCGCCUGCCAGCGCCACGACUUUGGCUACCGCAACUACAAGGCCCAGUACCGCUUCGACCGUGACGGUCGCUAUCGCGUCGACCUCAACUUUGAGAAGGACAUGGUCUAUCAAUGCGACAGUGACAAUACCGUCUCGGCAAAGAAGUCGUGCCGCGCGCUCGCGCAGGUCUACUACUAUGCCGUGCGCGCAUUCGGUGGCUUCACCAAGCGCGACGAGACUGCUGCCGAGGACCUUGAUGCCACUGUCCUGGCAGACAAGGAGGCAUCCAUGGCCAUGUAUCUCACCGCUGUUGAAGAGUACGAGAAGACCGUUAAGCAAGACCAGGCCGACGGCAUUCUCCCCGUGCUGUAG